AUGGGUCCAAUAAUUGGAAUGACUCCAGACAAGAGAGCUGAAACCCCGGGAGCUGAAAAGGUCGCAGGAUUAAGCCAGAUUUACAAAAUGGGAAGCCUGCCCGAAGCUGUUGAUGCUGCCAGGCCAAAGGCCACUCUGGUGGACAGUGAGUCAGCAGAUGAUGAACUCACAAACUUGAACUGGCUCCACGAAAGUACUAAUCUGCUCACCAACUUCAGCCUCGGCAGUGAGGGUCUGCCCAUUGUCAGUCCACUGUAUGACAUAGAGGGAGACGAUGGGCCAUCUUUCGGGCCGGCUUGCUACCAGGACCCAGAAAAGAAAUCAGCAACUUCAAAGCCCCCUUACUCCUUUAGUCUUCUCAUUUAUAUGGCGAUUGAACACUCUCCAAGUAAAUGCUUGCCUGUCAAGGAAAUUUAUAGCUGGAUUUUGGACCGGUUCCCGUAUUUUGCUACUGCGCCAACCGGCUGGAAGAAUUCUGUUCGCCAUAAUCUGUCCCUGAAUAAAUGUUUUCAGAAAGUGGAAAGAAGCCAUGGCAAGGUUAAUGGAAAAUGUUCUUUGUGGUGUGUUGACCCAGAAUAUAAACCCAAUCUUAUGCAGGCACUGAAGAAGCAGCCUUCUUCAUCGGCAUUUUACACCCCUCCUGCCUCUCCACAAAGUGGUUCCUUAUCACCUCACUACUUGAACUCUGUGCUAAAGCAGAACCAAGUGCGAACUCUCAAAGAAUCUGAUAUUGAUGCUGCCACUGCAAUGAUGCUUUUAAAGACUUCUAUAGAACAAGGAAUUUUACAAUGUGAGAAACCUCUUCCUCUUAAAACAUCAUUGCAAAAAAAGAGGAGCUAUGGCAAUGCAUUUAACCCUCCUGGUGCUGUGUGCUUACAAGAGAGCGAUUCUUUAGCCACCAGCAUUGACCCCAAGGAGGACCACAAUUACAGUGCCAGUAGUGUGGUGGCUCAGCGCUGUGCGUCCAGGUCCAGUGUGUCUUCCCUGUCUUCUGUGGAUGAGGUAUUUGAAUUUAUCCCAAAGAGCAGCCAUGCAGGGAGUGAUGGCAGUGAAGGAUUUCACAGCGAAGAGGAUACAGACGUUGACUAUGAAGAUGAUCCACUUGCAGACAGUGGCUUUGCAUCCCGGCCUUGUGCCGACACCGCUGAACAAGGACAGCCAGCCAAAAAGAUGCGGAAGCAGUCAUGUCAAGAGAUUGAUGAGGAGCUCAAAGAAGCGGCUGGGUCUCUGCUCCACCUUGCAGGCGUUCGUACGUGUGUGGGGUCCCUAAUAAGUACUGUGAAGACGCAAAAGCAGCGGAAAAAAUAG
Molecule: messenger RNA, 1308 nt
Organism: Elephantulus edwardii (Cape elephant shrew)
Lineage: Eukaryota; Metazoa; Chordata; Mammalia; Macroscelidea; Macroscelididae
Gene: FOXN2
Product: forkhead box N2
Exons: 5
Coding region: 1-1308 (435 amino acids)
Biological process (GO): regulation of DNA-templated transcription
Cellular component (GO): nucleus
Molecular function (GO): DNA-binding transcription factor activity; cis-regulatory region sequence-specific DNA binding
Source: RefSeq, a predicted model, not a curated record